This is a messenger RNA of Nakaseomyces glabratus, 2040 nucleotides long. RefSeq names its product mismatch repair protein MLH2 (gene MLH2). Gene Ontology annotation, molecular function: ATP binding; ATP hydrolysis activity; mismatched DNA binding. Gene Ontology annotation, cellular component: MutLalpha complex. Gene Ontology annotation, biological process: mismatch repair. NCBI's taxonomy places the organism in Eukaryota, Fungi, Ascomycota, Saccharomycetes, Saccharomycetales, Saccharomycetaceae. The record is from RefSeq and is a predicted model, not a curated record.
AUGCCAAUUAAGGGAAUAAUAGCCGAUGAGAAAUGGAAGAUUUUUGCCAGUUCAUUUAUAGUCGAGCCCAAAGCCGCUGUACGAGAACUUAUUGAUAAUAGUAUAGAUUCCGGGUGCCAGAAUAUUUAUGUUUCAAUUGAUUCUAAGACAGGAGGAUGUGAAUACAUUAGUGUUAGAGAUGAUGGUCCUGGGGUGCCACAGCCAGAUAGAAAGCUGAUGUGUCUCAACAAUACAACGUCAAAGAUAAACAGCCUUGACGAUUUAGACAAGAUAAGUACCUUGGGUUUCAGAGGAGAAGCAUUAUUUUUAAUAGCCAAUUUAUGUUGUGAAGUGGGCACAUUGGAGAUAAUUACGAAAUGUAAGGAUGAGAGUGUUGGUGAAAAAUGGUAUAUCCAGAAAAAUGGCUCUAUAAAACCUAAGAGUGUCAGAAAAGCACCUGCCACAACGGGAACAGUUGUUACACUGCGUAAGCUGUUGGGAGGGUUCAAGUCAAGAGAAAUUGAUCAAUCAAGUAAAGCCAGGAAAACGAUAGAGGAUUUGAAGACUAUUUUAUACCACUAUGCGCUUAACUUCAGAAAUAUAAGGUUUAGUUUUGAAUUGGUCUCAUUAAAUAAAAAUGGCUCCAUAGCUCAAAAACAAUUACAAUUAUCAGUAGCACCUAAUCUAACAAGACCGAGGCUUUUGUCUCUGAUAGCAAAUUUAAGAAAACCUACAAAUAUUAACUUUGUCGAGAACGCAUCACUGGAAAUUACAGACAAGAUAGAUAUCCAACUCAUUCUGCCAACUAUGAUCCCCCAAUCAGAUGCUGUCAACGUAAAGAAAAGCUAUAAAUUUCUAUCUGUAAAUAACAGGGCAUUAUCUAGAAAAUUAGCUUUUGGUAAAGAGUUUGAUAGAAUGUUAUCCUCAAUAUACAGGAGACUACAAUUACUAGAACCCAAUGUAUGGUAUGUGAACAUUAUCAGCGAACCACAAUUGAUUGAUGUGAACAUUGAGCCUGAAAAGGAUGAUAUAUUACUGAAAGACGAAACCAAAGUGAUUCAGAAAAUGGAUAACAUAAUUGAACUAUAUUUACGAGAGAAACUCAACAUUAAUCCAACAGUAUCCAUUACAAACAGUCCAUCAUUCAAACAAUUUGCAGCUAAUACAUCAGUUAUGCUGGAGCAUAACGAAUCUUGUGAUGAACCUGUAGAUCAAUCAACCAUGCCGAUUUUAACUCCAACUAGUAAGAACAUAACUGAAGCCAUUAUUGAAUCGGAGAACGGAAAUAAUUCUGAGCCCAGAAUCACUUAUGAAGCGGACUCUACUAAUAUGGGUUUCAAAUCAAUCUCAGAAGUAAACAGAACUGGAAUUUCGAAUAGUCAGAUACAUAAUUUGCCCAAUGAUAGUUCAAACUCUCAUUUUGAUAAUACGACAAAAUUGUCUCAUGGAAUUAAUCAAGAUAAUUUAAAUUCAUCCGAUCAAGUCAACACUCAACAGAACACAUUCAGAAACUCAAUGACACAUGUGGGGCAUGAAUACGAUGCUAGGCGAGAAAAUACGAAACCGAAACCAUAUAACUCAGAAUUGGCGAGUAACGUAAAAGAUACUGUAGUGCAAGUUAAAGAGGAACCGCAUGAACCAAUCAGCUCGAACUUAGCCACUAUCGAUAAAGACAAGGAGAAUACUUUUGAAUAUCCUUAUAAUACACACAAGUCCGGAUUGAGUGAUUUAGGGGCAUCAAAUGUACACGACAUCAGUAAUCAAACCAUAAGACCGCAAGACAUGCAUGUGAAGAGACCGCAUACAUCAAUGAAUAUAGCACCUGUUCACAAGCGGGUUAAGACCAAUGAAGCCAAGAGGAAACUAAGGAUGUUUUCUGAGUACACCACACGAUUAACAACAAAUGCAAUAUAUAAACCAAAUCCACAACCAACUAUGUCAGAUUUUGAUCAAGCACCAUUCAAAGACAGAGUCUUACAGUAUAUAAAAUCCAAACAGUUUGAAGAAGUCGAUCUCGAAGAAACUUCGCAAGGCUGGCAAAAGCUUGUAAAAGGUAAAUAA